Molecule: messenger RNA, 1128 nt
Organism: Cuscuta epithymum
Lineage: Eukaryota; Viridiplantae; Streptophyta; Magnoliopsida; Solanales; Convolvulaceae
Source: the annotation of a GenBank genome assembly
GUGAUGCACCCCUUCCUCUCUCUCUUACUUUAUCGCUUCCCUUUCUCUUUCUCUCUCUAGGAAAUUUCCGGCCAUUUUUACUCUGCUUUAUCUCAGAUUCUCAGGAAGCUUUCUGUUUCAUGGAGAAAGUGAAGAGGCAAGGGGGUGAAAUGGAGGACGACGACGGCGGGACGGUUAAGCGGCGCAAAACGGAGACUGUUCGCGACGGCGUCAUUGAAGACGCCUACGACGGCGGAGACAUGAUGGAGUGGCUGACACUCGAUGACGAUGCAAUGUUGGAGCUAUCCAAGCUAUUGGACCCUGAGGAGCCGCCGGAGAGCUUCAAAGUCCGGUUCUCCGACGACCCCUACCUGUACUCGCCGCCAGUCAUUUCCCGGUCGACGGCGUACGUCACCAUCAACGGAAAUGAGGAAUCGUGCGGCUCCUCGUUCUCGGACUUGGACUCCUCCGUCAUGGCCAGCGUCGACAUCGGAGGCAGCGGCGGAGUCGUCGGGGGCUGGGCGAAGGAGUUCGGAUGCGCGUGGGGAAGCGACGCGUUCGGGGCGCGUGGGUGGUUGGCGGAUGCCGACGUUUCGGAAACGGAAAGACUUGUUGUCAAAGAUAUGGAGGACCGUGAUGGGUCAUGGCUUUGGGUCAACGACGCCGAUCAGAGUAAUGAUGACUCUGUUUUGGCGAACUUUCUGGGUGAAAUGUGAAAAGUAUUUCUCAUCUUUUGAUCUUUUUGGGGGGUGAUCUGUAAUUAGUAGAAAGUAGAAGGAUUACUUGUAAACUUGCUUCUCGGGUUAGGGUUUAAAGGCUUUUGCAGUGGGUUUUGGAAAUAUUGUGAUCUAUCGAUCUUGAAAUUGAAGUGAAGAUUUGAAAAGUGCAUGGACGACCAAAGCAUAGUGUGAACGGAACGAUUUUACUCGUUUUCGUCUUUCUGAUUUUUUUUUUGUUAUAAACGUUGAAAAAAUUUAGAGGCCGUUUGGUAACAUUGUUUUUUGGCUUAUCAGGCUUAUUAGCCAACUUUUUCACCAAAUACGUAAAUUUUGCUUUCGCGCGUUGAAUUGUGUAAUAAGCAGAAAAAGUAAGGUUGAAGUUACUUUUCUGGCUGUAUUUUCUGAAGUUACUGUGGAUGAUCAUUUUGGC